CUCAUGUCUUACUGAUCUUAUUAGUCCUCGCACUUGUCGAACUCUAAGUCACCCUUCUAGCCUUAAGACUCCUACUAUUAUAACCUUGAAGUCAUCAAAUUUCGAGAACUACCUACCUAGCCUACUACCUAGCCUACUACUACCUAGGUUACCUAGUAUUUAUCAUGCCUCCAAUUUUACCCACUUCGAUGCUCGAGGGUUUACCCGCCGGCCGAGUUUUAGUCCACGAGCUUAAAAACAUUAAACCAACAAGAACGCUACCGAAUGUUGUCACCAGAGUUCUCUCCGCCCGACAGCAGGGAACUACAACGGUCGUGACAACUAGUACCGGCGGGCCAACAAAUAACCUGUCGGGUGGAGCAAUUGCUGGAAUUGUCAUCGGAUCAAUCAUCGGCUUCCUUUUCCUACUCUGGAUCAUCCGGUCCUGUAUAAACUGGCGCAAUCCCGGAGCGUGGGGAAACACCUUCGAGCCUGAUAAUGAGAAGCCGCCGCAUACCCACUAUUACGGCGGCUCGACACGGUACCCCCGGGAGAUACACGGACACCGUCAUCGAUCGCACUCGCGCCACUCCCACCGUAGCCCGCGGCGCACCUCGGUCGUGAGCGUCACGAGACCCGCCUACGCCGACCGCCAUCGCAGUAGGAGUCCUCGUGCUCCACCCGCAGCUUACUACGCAGACGGAAGGGACGUGCGAAGGUCGGGCGACGGGAGGAGGUAUUCGCGAAAAUACUAAGCUCACGGCUUAUUACGAACAGCGCCAUGAUGUUUCAAACACAAUAUGGUGACAAUUAUGACGAUGACGAUGAUAAUGUUAAUGGUAAUGGUGGUGGUGAUGGUGAUGAUAACGACGACAUCAACGGGGUAUAUACC
Molecule: messenger RNA, 871 nt
Organism: Annulohypoxylon maeteangense
Lineage: Eukaryota; Fungi; Ascomycota; Sordariomycetes; Xylariales; Hypoxylaceae
Exons: 1
Coding region: 165-734 (189 amino acids)
Source: RefSeq, a predicted model, not a curated record